Messenger RNA from Eremothecium sinecaudum, 537 nucleotides. RefSeq names its product DUF4112 domain-containing protein. The record is from RefSeq and is a predicted model, not a curated record. The transcript has a single exon. NCBI's taxonomy places the organism in Eukaryota, Fungi, Ascomycota, Saccharomycetes, Saccharomycetales, Saccharomycetaceae. Bases 1 to 537 code for a protein of 178 amino acids.
AUGAGUUUGGUCACUAUACCGGUGAAAUACUUGGCGAAACACUUUCUCAAAGGGUAUAGGAUCGAAAUGGAGGAUCCUUACUUUGAGAAGGCGGAAUAUGUCAAGAAAUCAUUUCUCACUGGUUCUACAAAGUUGGUUAGCCGCAGAGUAAGAAAGCCUAUAGCGGAAUUUUUACCAGUUAAAGAUAAAACUAUCCUUAGUAGGGUCAAAAAGCAGGCAUAUUGGUCUGAUAUGGUGUUUAAUGUUUGCGGCGUACGGUUUGGAUGGAAUGGAGUUAUUGGGAUGAUUCCCGUUAUUGGUGGCUUUAUUACAAUUUUCUUUUCUUUGAGCUUGUUACAGCAGGCAUGUGGCAUAAGCGGUGGCUUACCUUUAAGUUUAAAAAUUCAGUUCAUUCUGAACAUCGUCUUUGACUUCUUGAUGGGAAUGGUGCCAAUUGUGGGUGAUUUUGUAUCCAUCGCUUACAAGGCUAAUUCCCGGAAUAUUUUGUUACUGGAGAAAUACCUUGUGGAAAAGUACGAGACAAGGAAGACCAAUUAA